This is a messenger RNA of Heterotrigona itama, 1228 nucleotides long. The record is from the annotation of a GenBank genome assembly. Lineage: Eukaryota; Metazoa; Arthropoda; Insecta; Hymenoptera; Apidae.
AUGAAUUCAGAGGAUUCAUAUGGUCAUCAUCUUGGUGAGUAGUUUUAUUCAAAAACACUUAAAUUUGUGCUAGUUUAUUUAGAUGAAUAUUAAAUUUAUGUCUAAUACAUGUGUAUAGCAUCUUGUUAAACACUUCUGUCGAAUGGAAGCAAAUAUUCUCGAUUUAUUCUUAUAAUAAAAAUACAUAUUUUAUUUGUUAUAAUAAUAAAAUAUGUGAUAGCAGUAAUAAAUAUGUUGAAUUUUAAACAUUUACUGUCUCAAAAUUGUGAGUGUAAAGAAAAAUAUGUAAUAUUUAUAUAUUUAUACGUAAUAUGUGACAAAUACGAAUCGUUGCUUAGCAACGGCCGCCAUUAUGAUCGAUCUAAAAAUUCGUUACAGUUCAAAUGUGUGGUGACGAGUAUGGAACAGAAAGAUGUUAAUGCUCCCAUUUCGAGAGGCAUUAAAUUGUGUCAAAUGACACAUAAAGGUAACUAAAAUAGUAUAAAUUAGUCAUAAACAAUCUCAAAUUAUGUUUACUUUUCGAAAUUAAUUAAAUUUGAAUAGAUUUUAUUAUUUCAUUCUAUAACUCCAAAUAUGACGCAACCCGGGAAGAUAUGCUUUUAUUUUGUCUAUAAAAUAUUUAUUAAUUAAUGUUAAUAUUAUUAAUCAGUUUUUUCAUAUAUUUGUUUUAAUAUAUGUAAAUAUUUAAUUUUUAAUAAAGAAUUUCUGAAUAAUUUUUUAUGAAAUUUACACCGAUAGGCUUCAUACUGGUUGACUUCUAUUGGAAUUGUUGAACGCCAUUUUGAAAUUCAAAUUACCCAUAUUGAAAUCUAUUAAUGUUCUUAGAAUUUAGAAUCAUAAUGAAUAUAGAUCUAUUCAUUAUAAUGCAUAUAUAGAAUCGCAAUUAUUAUAUUAAAUACAUAUAUCACGAUUAUCAUAUUAAACAAGUGGGGAAAGUGAUUAAAGUUAUUAUUUUUCUAAAUUUUUUUAUAGGAAGCUGCUUCCAUGCCAUAAUAGAGAAAACUUGGUAGUUUCCUUGUGCAAUGGUAUGGGUAAGUAACAACAAAAAUUAAUUUCAUUGCAUGUUUUAAUGCUGGUAUUAAAUUCCUGAUUACAUUGAUUCUCAAAAUAAAUUGCGAAUUUUUGUGUUUUGUUUAGAUUCAUGCAGAAUUACUAAUGACAUGGUUUGAAGCUGCUUUUAUGUCAAAAUAGGAAAAGCUUUGGCACUUCUUCCUGCAACAGUGUGGGU